AUGAGCAGACGCGCAGCCGCAGCGGAGAUGACGCCUCCUCCACCUACGAUGGAGGAGCAGUUGGCGAGCUUUAGGGUCUCGGAGAAUUACGAGGUGGAUAAUAUCGUCGGCGAGGGGGCUUAUGGACUGGUCUGCGCAGCCACGCAUAUCGCCUCGGGAACCAAAGUCGCCAUCAAGCGGAUCAUGCCGUUUGAUCAUGCCAUGUUCUGCCAGCGGACAUUGAGGGAAAUCAAGCUGUUGAGGCAUUUCAGACACGAGAACAUCAUCUCUAUCCUGGACAUCAUCCUCCCCAAGAGCUAUACCGACUUUGUCGAGGUAUACUUGGUGCAAGAGCUGAUGGAGACGGAUCUCCGCCUCACAGACGACCACUGCCAAUACUUUAUCUACCAAACCUUCCGCGGCCUUAAGGCCCUCCACACAGCCAACGUCCUCCACCGGGACCUCAAACCCUCCAACCUCCUCCUGAACGCCAACUGCGAUCUCAAGAUCUGCGAUUUCGGGCUGGCGCGCUCGGCCGCUGCGCCGCCGCCGGACGUGGGGCCGCAGGGCGGACAGGGGUUCAUGACGGAGUAUGUGGCGACGAGGUGGUAUCGUGCGCCCGAGGUCAUGCUUUCAUUCCAGGAGUAUACCAAGGCGAUUGAUAUUUGGUCUGUUGGGUGCAUUUUGGCCGAAAUGAUCAAUGGCAAACCCCUCUUCCCCGGUCGGGACUAUGCAGACCAGCUCAAGCUCAUCCUCGACGUCGUGGGAACGCCCAACAUGGACGACUUUAACGAGAUCACCUCGGACAAGUCCAAGGAGUACCUCCGAUCCCUACCGAUGACGCGGAAGCGGGACCUCUCGCGCGUCUGCCCCAAGGCUAGCCCGGCAGCGAUCGAUCUCCUUCGUCGGACCUUGACCUUCUCUCCCCGUAAACGCCUCACGGUCGAGCAAGCCCUCUCCCACCCCUACCUCGAGCCCUACCAUGACCCCUCGGACGAGCCGUCGGCUGUCGCGCUCGAGGCGGAAUUCUUCCAUUUCCCGAUGACCAAGGAGAAUGAGGAGCGGAAUAAGGAGUGGUUGAAGCGCUUGUUGUGGUAUGAGAUUCAAAAGCCGGUGGCGGAGUAUGAGGAGGCGCAGUGA
Dioszegia hungarica is the source of this 1119-nucleotide messenger RNA. Its product is annotated as mitogen-activated protein kinase. Bases 1 to 1119 code for a protein of 372 amino acids. The record is from RefSeq and is a predicted model, not a curated record. The transcript is spliced from 10 exons. Lineage: Eukaryota; Fungi; Basidiomycota; Tremellomycetes; Tremellales; Bulleribasidiaceae. Gene Ontology annotation, molecular function: ATP binding; protein serine/threonine kinase activity. Gene Ontology annotation, cellular component: cytoplasm; nucleus. Gene Ontology annotation, biological process: intracellular signal transduction; protein phosphorylation.